AUGGCCCAAGGAAGCACCCCCAAUGAUGCCCACGACCAACCCCCCCAACCAAACACCGAAGAAGUCCUCGACGUCGUCAUCAUCGGCGCAGGGCCAUGCGGCCUCGCCGUAGCCGCCCGCCUCCGCGAAGACACCCCCGCCGCCCUCUUCACCGACGAAGAGCACCGCCGCUUCCUCUGGUUACGCCGCCACGGCAACAAAGUGACGCUCAAAAAUGUCAAGACGGGCAAAGUAUCCCGCGGGGCGGCCCAUCGCCCGGAGUACAGGAUGGUCGUGCUCGACGCCGAGGGCGACAAGUGGAUGGCGAGGUGGAACAAGCUGUUCGAUACGUAUGGGAUUACGCAUUUGAGGAGUCCGAUGCAGUGGCAUGUUGACCCGGCGGAUCGGGAUUCGCUUUUGGCGUUUGCGCAUGGGGAGAGGAGACAGGAUGAGUUGGUGGAGAUUAGGGGUUGUGUUGGGAAGGAGAUCAGCAAGCAUAAGAAGAAGGCGAGGAUGGGUGUGCGGCCGAGCUUUCAGGACCAUCAACCAAACAGAGACAUCAAUGAGCGAGAUCGAGACGACUACUUCACCCCUUCCCGAGAGCUCUUCCGAGAACAUUGCGAAAUCGUCCGAAACAAAUACCUCCUUGACGAAGGCCUGCUCCACCAAGAAACAGUCCUCGACAUCACAUACGGUGUCAUUCGCGGCAUCUCCAUCGACGACGAGAACCUCUUCACCAUCAAAACAAACAAAUCAGUCUGGUACACCCGCUCCGCCGUGCUAGCCGUCGGCCCGGCCAACGGUCCCUCAAUCCCUCGCAUCCCGGGUAUGCCGGAAGAAGCCAUGCAUCCGACGCCAGGCGGCCAAUGUCAGUGUUGCCACACCGCCCUGAUCAAGAGGGUCCCGGAUGAUUUCGUGCAAGCCCGGAUCAAUGCCAACAGGAAGACCAACGUCCUCGUGAUAGGCGGCGGGCUCACUUCGGCGCAGAUCUCCGACCUCGCGAUCCGCAGGGGCGUGACCAAAGUCUGGCACUUGAUGCGUGGACCAUGCAAGAUCAAGGCUUUUGACGUGGACCUCUCGUGGAUGGGCAAGUACAAGAAUUCCAAACAAGCCGAGUUCUGGACGGCGGAUUCGGACGCGGAGCGGUACCAGAUGCUGAUGGACGCCAGGGGAGGCGGGAGCAUUACGGCCCGGUACCACGGGAAACUCAAGCGCCACGUCGCCUCGGGCCGUCUCGACCUGCGGACCUACACGCAAGUCGUCGAGGCGAACUUCAUAGAGGGGGCUGUGCCAGGUUUCGGUGGCGGCGCGUGGGAGGUAAAGACGGAGCCGGCCAUCGCGGACCUGCCUUUGAUGGAUUACAUUUACUUCGCUACGGGUAUCCAGUCCAACUUUGAGACGUUGCCGUACCUGCAGUCGAUGCUUAAGUCGUAUCCGAUCCAUGGGCAUGGAGGGUUUCCCUGCGUAAAUGAUAGGCUCAUGUGGAAGGACGGGGUUCCGCUGUAUCUCGCCGGUCGCCUUUCGGGCUUGCAGAUCGGUCCGGCGGCGCCGAAUAUCGGGGGUGCUAAGCUUUCGGCUGAGCGGAUUGCGUUGGCGAUGGAUGAGUUUAUCGCUGAGGAGAAGGGAGUCGACGGAACUAACGGCGUUGGGGGAACGUACGAUACCCCUUUGAUUCGGUAUGCCUCUGGGUUUGGAAGCAAGUACAGCUGUCUCGAGGAGCGGUAG
Scedosporium apiospermum is the source of this 1704-nucleotide messenger RNA. RefSeq lists its product as uncharacterized. The record is from RefSeq and is a predicted model, not a curated record. NCBI's taxonomy places the organism in Eukaryota, Fungi, Ascomycota, Sordariomycetes, Microascales, Microascaceae. The transcript is spliced from 2 exons. The coding region runs from base 1 to 1704 and encodes 567 amino acids.